Geodia barretti is the source of this 2114-nucleotide messenger RNA. The record is from the annotation of a GenBank genome assembly. NCBI's taxonomy places the organism in Eukaryota, Metazoa, Porifera, Demospongiae, Tetractinellida, Geodiidae.
UGCGCGUCGGAAGGGAAAAUGACUAUAUAGGGUUUGUGUUUUCAACGCCCGGGACAGUCUGCAUGCCACUGAGUCUCAGACUGAUAUUGUUGGAGUGAUCGCACGCGAUGAAUAGCAGCUUCACUGAAAGUGAGUUGGGAGAGAUCAAGGAGCUGUUUGAUCAAUUUGAUGCAGACGGAAAUGGUCACAUAACAGUUGGUGAGAUAAGCAAUGUGAUGAAAGCACUUGGUGAAAAUGUUCCGGGUUACAAGAUCAGGGACAUGAUUAAGGAGGUGGAUCUGGAUAGAAAUGAAACUGUAGAGUUUGGAGAGUUUGUGACAAUGUUGGCCAAAGUGAAGAGUGGCAAGGUUUCCUCCAACUAGCUGAUACAGCUGAUAAAGCCAAGACUCUAGUGACUGUUGGUGGUCUGUCUGAGCCUCUGCAGAAGAAGAAGUGACUGAGCUAUCCUGUGUCAAGUAUACAAGGAACAACUCAUUCAUUCUCAGAGGAGGAGAAGCUAGCCUUCUGCGACUGGAUCAAUUACCAGCUCGAAGAUGACGCAGACCUUCGAAACUGUCUUCCAAUUUCAGAAGAUGGCAAUGCACUUUUUGAAGCUCUUUAUGAUGGCUUAAUUCUCUGCAAACUCAUCAAUGCAUCUGUGUCUGGUACUGUGGAUGAACGAGCUAUCAACAAAGGGAAACUGAACACUUUCACAAUUCAUGAAAAUCAGACCCUGGCACUUAACUCUGCAUCAUCAAUUGGGUGUAACAUCAUCAACAUUGGUCCCCAGGACAUAAUGGAAGGUAGACCUCAUCUCAUCCUGGGACUCUUGUGGCAAGUUAUAAAGAUUGGCCUGUUCGCGAAGAUCUCCCUCCAGAACUGUCCAAACUUGGCAGUGCUACUGCAGGAAGGGGAAACCUUGGAAGAUCUCAUGGCCCUUUCACCCGAGGAAAUUUUGUUGCGAUGGUUCAACUACCAUUUGGAGCAAGCUGGUCACCCCCGUCGUGUCAACAACUUCAGCUCUGAUAUAAUGGACUCUGAGUGCUACACCAUUUUGUUGGACCAGAUUGCUCCUGACGAAGCUGGAGUUGACUGUUCACCACUCUCUGAAGGGAACUUGGAAAGAAGGGCAGACAAAAUGUUGGGGCAAGCACACAAGAUUGGCUGUCGAAAGUUUGUUCGUCCAAAGGAUGUAGUAAAGGGAAAUGCUCGUCUUAAUCUUGCUUUUGUGGCUAAUCUUUUCAAUACCCAUCCUGCCCUGAAGCCUCCUGAGGAGGGUUUGCCUGACUUUGACCUUGGAGAGUAUGGAGAAACUCGUGAAGAAAAGACUUUCCGUAAUUGGAUGAACUCACUUGGAGUUUCCCCAUUCGUCAAUAACCUCUACUCUGACCUAAAAGAUGGGCUUGUGCUACUUCAGCUUUUUGACAAGGUGAAACCUGGUAUUGUGAACUGGUCAAAGGUGAAUCAGAAAGAGACAUUUAAAAAGAUUGGUGGAAACAUGAAGAAACUUGAAAACUGUAACUAUGCUGUAGAGAUCGCACAUCAAAUGGGUUUCUCGCUUGUUGGAAUUGAUGGCAAAGAUAUUGCUGAUGGAAACAAAACACUAACAUUAGCUGUCGUGUGGCAGAUGAUGCGUGCCUACACACUUUCAAUGCUGCAGCGACUUGCAGGAUCAGAUAAACCCAUCAGUGACCCUGAGAUUGUGGACUGGACAAACACUACUCUACGUGACUCUGGGAAAACAACGUCUAUUACUGGUUUCAGGGACCCAGCAAUUUCAAACUCUAUGCCUGUGAUUGAUCUUGUGGAUGCCAUCAAGCCAGGCUCAAUCAAGUAUGAACUUGUCAACUGCGGGACCUCUCUUUCAGAUGAGGAGCUGAUUCAAAACGCAAAAUAUGCAAUAUCAAUGUGUCGGAAGAUUGGAGCCCGUGUCUACGCCCUGCCUGACGACCUGGUAGAAAUAAAGCCCAAGAUGUGUCUCACUGUCUUUGCUUGCCUUAUGAUUAGGGCCAAGACCGGAAAGAAGUAGUUUUCUACAACCAUAUAAGUCAAUAACCUUUCAUUGUUGUAGAGUUGUACAAUGUUUGCUACUGUUAUGAUUUUUAUUUUAUUACACCUAACAUAACAAUAACCAU